Talaromyces atroroseus is the source of this 1800-nucleotide messenger RNA. RefSeq lists its product as hypothetical. Lineage: Eukaryota; Fungi; Ascomycota; Eurotiomycetes; Eurotiales; Trichocomaceae. The coding region runs from base 1 to 1800 and encodes 599 amino acids. The transcript has 3 exons. The record is from RefSeq and is a predicted model, not a curated record. Gene Ontology annotation, molecular function: phosphatase activity.
AUGGGCAAGCCGCGGAUGAUUAUCCUGAUUCGCCAUGGCCAGUCUGAAGGAAACAAGAACCGCGAAAUCCACCAGUCCGUCCCCGAUCACCGGGUCAACCUCACUCCAGAGGGCCACAAACAAGCGCUGGAGGCAGGCCGUAGAUUACGAGAGCUGCUACGGCCAGAUGAUACACUGCAUUUUUUCACGUCGCCAUACCGUAGGACCCGCGAUACAACUAAUGGAAUCUUAGAGUCGCUGACGUCGGAUGAACCCUCACCGUCUCCCUUUCCACGCCAUACCAUCAAGGUAUACGAAGAACCACGCCUUCGAGAACAGGAUUUUGGUAACUUCCAGCCAUGCUCUGCGGAAAUGUCACGCAUGUGGCAGGAAAGAGCUGACUACGGACACUUCUUUUACCGAAUUCCUAAUGGAGAAUCCGCUGCUGACGCAUACGACCGAGUGAGUGGAUUCAAUGAGUCUCUAUGGCGGCUUUUCGGCGAAGAUUCCUUCGCGAGUGUUUGCGUUCUCGUCACUCAUGGCUUGAUGACUCGAGUCUUCCUGAUGAAGUGGUAUCAUUUCAGUGUGGAAUACUUUGAAGAUCUGCGAAAUAUCAACCAUUGCGAAUUUGUGAUCAUGGAGAAGAAUCCAGAUAACGGGAAAUAUAUCUUGCAGAAUAAAUUGCGAACAUGGUCUGCUCUCCGUCAGGAGAAGGCAGAAGAAAAAAAACGUGAGCCAGUGCCGGCGAUUUCACUGGCGCCUGAGGUUCCAGUGCGAAGGAAAUGGGGUGGUUGUCCCGAUGGCUGUACUCACGGCCAUGCCAUAUCAACCACGUGGCGUCCAUCACGGCGUGACGAGGUCGACGUAUUUCGUGACGACGAUGGAGGUGAGACGACAGAUGUAAAUGGGGGAAAUAACAGCCUACACAUAGAGCGUAAGAAAGCACCUAAAAAUCUCGCUUCUCUCAAGGAAAGGAGGAUGAUUUCCAGUUACAACAAAUCAAAAAUGCAUCUGGCACUAGAGGCUCUUCAUCCUGAUGAUAUUGUGUCUUCGCCAAAUCAAACACCAUCUUACAUAGCUCUUGGCGAAAUUAUCAACCCGCUGGAACAUACCAAACACGAUGGCUUGGGCAUAUCUGCAAACAGGCGAGAAAUUACUGGUGGUGGAAAGGUCGAUGAAGCAAGCAACACAAACAACCAGAAUAAUGAAAUGCCUGCGGAAGACACUAUAGCAGCAGCAGCAAGCAAACUAUCGAAUAUCCAUUUACCGGUCGACGGAUCUAAUGUCGGAGACGGGGUCGAUUCGCAGGACAGCGUCCAGAUAUCCGACUCGGAGUCAGACACCAUGAUGCCCGAGAAGAAAAAAUCCCUUGCUGCACUAAUUGAUCAUGAUGACGGCAACAAUAUCUACGGCCGUGCUCAUAAUACUACUACUACCCCCACGACGACAGCGGUGCAGCAAGACGCUGAGGACGAUGGUGAUGACGAGGGGGCUGGUACCUCACGACGAAUCCGACGAUCCAGGUCUACGAAGGCUACUGCUUCUAUUCACCAUCUUCAUCAUGGCCACCAUAACCACAGCCAUCAUAAUAACCAUCUACACAGUCACGCUAUUAACGACAGGACCAACACUCACCACCCUCAACGCAAGGUACAUGCUCUAGGAGACAUGUCCGAUGACAUUGGCACUGGUGACGACGACAAUUACUCUCACGACAUUUACGACGCAAACUCCGGAGCAGCUCCAGAGGAUUCAGAAUAUGAUCAAAUAAAGAAAGAGGAGGAAAGUGUAAAUGGCAGCAACUCCUCAAAGACAUACUAA